CCACACGCACCCACUCAACUGACGAUCGACGCACUUCUCCAUUCCGUCCCAUCACGAUUCUUACAGCACUCGACGCCUGCAUGAAGUCUCCGGCGUGCCUCCUCUUUCCUUCCCCCUUCCUCUGUUACUACCUUGCCUUCUGCUGCCUCGCCGUCUCCGCUCUCCCCCAACGCGAGCUCAUCGCCCUCCGAUACCUCCGCGCCUCGCUCGCCAUCAGCAACUCCUCCUGGCCCACCAAGCGCAACCCCUGCGUCUACUGGACCGGCGUCCAGUGCGAGAAGAACGACACUGUCGUCUCGCUCAACCUCACCGCCGUCGGCCGGAGACCGACACCGCGGUCCAGAGCACUCGACGCCGACAUCUUUCGCCGGCUAAGGAACCUCUCCUCCUUCGACGCCUCCGGCUUCCCGUACCCCCUUCCCAUCCCCGCCGCCUUCGGCGAGGCAGUUUCCCUCUCCAAUCUCUCUCUCGCCCGGACGGGCGUCUCAGGUGGCAUUCCCGCGGCUUUGUCCCGUCUCAGCCUGCUCACCUUCCUCGACCUUUCCGGAAACUCCAUCAACGGAACGAUCCCGGCUGGGCUCAACCAGCUCGGGAAGCUCCAAACUCUGAGAUUGUCCAACAACAGUCUCUCCGGUGCUGUCCCAGCGGAGCUCGGCGGCCUCUCCUCCCUCGUCUCCCUCGAUCUCAGCUACAACUCGCUCUCCGGCGAGGUGCCAGAGGAUCUCUUCUCGGAGCUUUCAUCUCUGAGUUCCAUCAAAUUGGACCACAACAACUUCUCUUCUGGAUUCCCUCUUUCUAUCUUGAAGCUGACGAAGUUGACACUCCUAGACGUCUCUAACAAUAAGCUCACCGGCAUGCUUAAAGUUGACCACGCCGUCGUCGUCGGCGGCGAGACGAUUAAUGUCCAUGGAAGCGUCUUUAACCUGUCUCAUAAUCUAUUGUACGGAUCGAUCUCUUUGGAAUUCCAAAGAGUACUUGUUCAAAGAUUCAGCAGGGUGGAUCUCUCGAGCAAUUACUUCGACGGAAGCGAAUCCAUGAGCUUUUUCAAUACUUCGUUGAAUUGCUUUAGUAGUGCGGCGAAGCAGAGGCCGUCGGUUGAGUGCGGUGACUUCUACAAUCAAAGGGGCCUCGCCGUCUAUUCAACGAUUGCAUCUCCCAGCAAAAGGACUUGGCGUCUGUGGCAUUUGCUGGUGGCCAUAUUUUGUAGCUCGGCCGUCACCGUUGGUAUUGUUCUGCUCUGCAUCAGUAGACGGAGAGCUCUUUCGAAGACUGCCGCCGUCAGCAACGGCAGCCUUCCUCCGCCUUCCAUAGAAGCAGCACCGCCGGAGUCUUCCCUUGAAAUUCCCAGUCACGGUUUCAGCUACGAUCAGCUGUUGAAGGCCACGUCAAAUUUCAACGCCGCAAAUCUCAUCAAGAACGGCCACGCCGGUGACCUCUACCGCGGCGUGCUGGAAGACGGAACAGAGGUGGUGGUGAAGAGAUUCGACCUGGAAUUCGCGCAACGAGAAUCGUAUUCGGCCGAACUGAACUUGUUCAACUCAGUUUCCGGCGCCGCCCUAUUGGUGCCCUUCCUCGGGAGCUGCUCGGAGAAGGAAAACGAGAAGCUUCUGGUCUACAAAUACAUGAAGAACGGCGAUCUCACUACUUCUCUGCACAAGAAAGUUGUGAUCGAGGGAGAUUAUUUGCAGUCACUAGACUGGAUAACGAGGUUAAAGAUCGCGAUCGGCGUCGCAAAGGCUCUCUGUUAUCUCCAUCACGAAAGCAGUCCCCCGAUGGUUCAUCGAGAUCUUGAAGCCAGCAGCAUCCUGCUUGAUGAUAAAUACGAGGUCCGAUUGGGGAGUCUCAGCGAAGUGUGCGCGCAGCAAUUCGACGUCCAUCAGAGCGUCUUGGCGAAAUUCCUGAGACCAUCGCUGGGUACCAGUCGAGGCUUAUCGGGCUCUUCCACGGCGACGUGUGCCUACGACAUAUACUGCAUGGGGAAGGUGCUCCUCGAGAUCAUCACGGGGCGGCCGGGGAUCAGCGGCUCCAACAACGCCGCCACGAACCGUUGGCUGGAGGAGACGGUAGCGUGCAUCAGCAUCAUGGAGAAGGAGGCGAUGGAGAAGAUCGUGGACCCGCUGUUGGUGGUGGACGACGACCACAUGGAGGAGGUGUGGGCGGUGGCGGUGGUGGCCAAGGCGUGCCUCGACCCGCGGCCGGCCAAGCGCCCGCAAGCGAGGCACGUGCUGAAGGCGUUGGAGAGCCCGUUGAAGGUCGUCAGGGAAGUGAACCUGCCGAGCAUUUCUUCUUCGUGGAGUUCCUGGCAGAGCGUGUUGAUCGGCGGGUGGCUGCACAGCGUCUCCAGCCCCUGCCCCGCAUCCGUCCGGCCGGUGGAGGACACGGUGCAGAAUCCCAGGUCCCGCGGGAGCGCCGAAGUGGACACGGAUAAAGUGUGAAGCGAUAUUUUUGUACUUUAAACGGGGUUUAUAUGAAUGAAUUCCAUGUGACAAUGGCAAGGUCAGCUUCGUUAGUCGCUGAUCGCCGGCGCCGGUGAUUGACUCCCGGUCGCUGAGUGGCAAUGACGAUCAGUGGCAGUGAGCGUACGUAUAGUUAUUAAGUAUGCGGAAUGAUUUAGAACUGGAUUCGAUUAAUAUUGAUUUCCUGUUAUUAAAAAUUUGUAUAUUUUGAAUUUAUAUAAACCAUUCGACUGGAUUGUUCAACAGAAA
This is a messenger RNA of Zingiber officinale, 2705 nucleotides long. Its product is annotated as probable LRR receptor-like serine/threonine-protein kinase At2g16250. NCBI's taxonomy places the organism in Eukaryota, Viridiplantae, Streptophyta, Magnoliopsida, Zingiberales, Zingiberaceae. The coding region runs from base 81 to 2435 and encodes 784 amino acids. Gene Ontology annotation, biological process: protein phosphorylation. The record is from RefSeq and is a predicted model, not a curated record. The transcript has 3 exons. Gene Ontology annotation, molecular function: receptor serine/threonine kinase binding; ATP binding; protein kinase activity.